GAAAGGUUGCCUUCAUUUGAGCCUGAGUAAAAUUAAAACGGCAACCACAGUAAAAUUUUAUAAAAUACACUAGUGAUAAUUUAAUGUAUGUUUAUUGGCUCUGACCGUAUAUAUUUUUGGGUAUAUCAGUCAUACGUAUUUUGGAUGUAUCCUGGCAAAGUUUUGAUUUAGGGUUUUAAUGCGGCAUACACUCCACUCCCCCACAAAGAAAGCGUGAUAGGUGUUGUGGUUAAUGUGUGAUUAGUAGAAAAAGUGCGAGAUGUUCAGAUAAAAAGUGCUAUUAAAUAAGCUAUUUGUUUAAAAUUACCAUGUAUCUUCAUUUUGCUUCCAUUAAAAUUACUCAGCAUCGGAAAAUGUAUAGAUGUAUAAGUAAUCAUUUAUACAUGCAUAUCCCACAUAUUUGGUUGAGAUAUUUGAAAAAAAUAAAGUACAUUUCUUGCCUUAGUAAUCGAUUUCCUAUUUUUUCUGAUUGUAACCGCUAUGCUCUGUCAGUUUGAACAAACAUUUGAAAAAGUUAUAGUUUUUCCUUCAGAUUAUAACAUUUGUCAUAUGUUUUGUCCUUGUGAAACAAAGGCAGGAAAUGGUAUGCUCAUUUUUUUCAAAAAUAGUUUGAUUUUUGAUUGAAAUGAGGGUGUAAAACUCCUCUGUAACCCCACCUCCCAGAGCCCACUCCUGGCUGGAGGUUUCUUGCCCCGGCUUGUGUGAAAAUCCAACAUCCAACCAAGCUCUGGGACUGAGCAGUUCCCAUCUUAGCAGCAUGGAGCAGCUCCGUUAUUUCGCCGUAGUUUUGUGUCUUUCCUGUCCCGCAUUUAGCUCACCGGACACUUCUUCAGGGACCCGGCCUUUUCUGGAGCCUUAUGACUUUCUGUUUGACACCGCCGUAGAAGCCUACAAUAGGGGCGACUGGUUAUCGGUCAUCCUCAACAUGGAGAAGGCUCUCAGGAAUAAAGCUGCUGUACACAGGGUAAGGGCUGAGUGCCGCUUGAACUGCGCUAACCAGACCGCUUUCAGUGAGCCCCUGGCGGGCUUGGGAGUCCCUAUCCCGGGGGUAGGCUCAGUGGAUGAUCUAGGGUUCUUUCAGAAGAUUCUCAAAAGAGCAGAAUGUGUGAAGUCCUGCGAAAAUGAGAAACUUGGGCCACCGACUAUGCAUCUGGCGAGCGCAGAAACAGAGUUGGAGUUCAAGAAAAGAACGCCGUACAAUUACUUACAAGUGGCUUACUUCAAGAUCAAUAAACUGGACAAGGCAGUAGCAGCUGCAAAUACAUUUUUCCAGGCCAAUCCCCACCACAUGGAGAUGAAACAGAAUCUGGACUACUAUAGAAUGAUGGAUGGAGUCAAAGAAGAGGACUUUAAGGACUUGGAGAUUAAGCCCCAUAUGGCUGAGUUUUUGCUGGGAAAACGUUACUACAGCCAUGACUCUUUUGGGUUGGCUGCAGAUUAUUUCGAAGCAGCUCUCGAUGAGUACUUCACAGCUGAUAAAGAAUGCAGAGUGCUGUGUGAAGGUUCCUACAAUUAUGACGGGUACAACUACAUGGAAUACAGCGCAGACCUCUUCCAAACCAUGACAGAUCAUUAUAUGCAGCUGCUAAACUGCAAGCAGCGCUGCUCAGUAGAACUGGCCACUAAUGCUGGAAUGGACAAGCCCUUUGAGAAUUUCCUCCCUUCUCACUUUAACUACCUACAGUUUUCAUAUUACAACAGUGAAAACUAUGAAAAAGCCAUAGAGUGUGCAAAAACCUUUCUGCUUUUUCAACCCAAAGAUGAGGUCAUGAACCAGAACCUGGCCUACUAUUCGGUAGUGCUGGGGGAGGAAAAAGCAGAGGCCAUUUCAGCCAGACAGGUUGUAAAGCAGUACAUCCAACAGUCCAUUCUAGAGAAGCAACUGCUCUAUUUUGGUUAUGAAGCCUUUGGCAUCACAUUUGUGGAUCCAGAUUCUUGGACCCCUGAAGAUGUAAUGCCCAAAAAGCUUAGAGAUAAGCAGAAGGCUGAGAAAGAAGCUGCCGCAAGAAUUACAGAAGAAAUUGGAAACCUCAUGAAAGAAAUUGAAACUCUGGUGGAGGAAAAGAAGAAGGACUCAUCAGAUUUAGCCAAGAUUGUGGCACCCCAGGAUGCUAUUGGUGAUGUUGUGCUAUAUGAUAACAUCAAGAUUAGCAUGACGUCCAAGCAUCUUAAUGGCUCAGAGAGAGUGCUACUAGAUGGGGUUGUCACUGAUGAUGAGUGUAGAGAGCUGCAACGCCUCUCCAAUGCAGCUGCUCUGAAAGGUGAUGGCUAUAGGGGGCGCCCUUCACCACAUUCCCCCAGCGAGACCUUCCAAGGAGUUACAAUCAUGAAGGCUGUAAAGCUUGGACAAGAGGGAAAGGUCCCCCUGAAGAGUGCCCGUUUGUUUUAUGACCUCAGUGAAAAAGUGCGUAAGGCUGUGGAGACCUACUUCCAGCUGAAGACACCAUUGUACUUCUCAUAUUCUCACUUGGUUUGCCGCUCUGCUAUUGAUGAGAACCAGGAUAAUCGCAGUGAUCUGAGCCACCCUGUUCAUGUGGACAACUGUGUGCUGGUGUCUGAGCUGAAUGAGUGCAUUAAAGAGCCGCCAGCAUAUACACAUCGAGACUACAGUGCUAUCCUUUAUCUCAAUGAAGAUUUUGAAGGUGGAGACUUCAUUUUCACUGAGCUGGAUGCCAAAACUGUUACGGCUGAAGUCCGGCCCCGGUGUGGUCGUGUGGUUGGGUUUGGAUCGGGGAAGGAGAAUCCUCAUGGAGUCAGAGCUGUCACUAAAGGCCAGAGGUGUGCUGUGGCCCUGUGGUUUACUCUAGAUCCUGCUCACGAGGAAAAGGAAAGAAUACAAGCUGGUGAUAUGCUGAAGAUGUUUGCCACACCUGUGAAUAGUGAGUUCAGCCAACAGGUCCCUGCAGCAACAGAGUCUGACAGCCCCACUCCACCCCACCAGGUGGCAGCAGACGCUAAGAAAAAUGGUGAUGGAGCAGACUCAUCUAAAGAAUCAAUAGAUACACCAAAGGAACAAAAAGCACCAGCAGCAAAGAAGACCAAAGUGGACACAAAUGAUAAAUCAAAAGUAAAGAGUAAAACUGGAGACAAGAGUAAAGCAGCUGAUAAGAGCAGUAAGACUAAAGCAAAAGCCAAAGAAACAACAAAAGCACCAGCCAAACAGGCAGACAAACAGAAUUCCAAAUCUACAGCAAAACAGACUGCCAAAUCAACUAAAGGAUGGACCACAGUGGUGCCGGCUCGGGCAUGGAACCAUCCCGGAGUGGAGCAGCGUUCCAGACACACCCAUUACCUUGGCAGCACUGACUAAUCCGCUGGGCCUCUGACAUCUUCAUUAUGUGUGUGUAUGUGAGUGUGGCCGUGAGAUAAUACCACUGGUCAUUUUACGCCUUGGACACACAAGAUAACAUUAGGAAGGGGUCAAGUCACUAAAGCCAGUGAAGCUGAACUUUUAAUUGAAGCGGCCUAACUUCAAAACAGCAGCUGACCCCUGUGUCUAGACCCUGCUACCACCACUGGAGCAGCUACUCAGAUCUCACAGCCCUGAGCAUGAGGUCAGUGAGGCAUGAAGUUACACAGACAAUAAAUAUUCAAGAAAUAAUUCUUUCAUACAAAAUCACAUAUGAAAAUGUUUUAUGUAUACUAAUUUUAAACAAAUGCCUGCUUUUGUGUGAGGUCACAUGCAUUUUUACAUGGCCUGUUGUUUUUCAUUCUGUACUAGGUUCAAGUACUAGGUUCAUUCAGUUACCUCCAGAUAUUAAAGCUGCUUCGUCAUUUUGAAUAGGUACCUUCCUGUUCAUGCCGAUGUUCCACUGCAUUUUCAUUAUACAUGAAGCCAUUAUUGUAAAAGGAUGUAAAAGGAAGA
This is a messenger RNA of Boleophthalmus pectinirostris (great blue-spotted mudskipper), 3865 nucleotides long. RefSeq names its product prolyl 3-hydroxylase 1 (gene p3h1). The transcript has 18 exons. The record is from RefSeq and is a predicted model, not a curated record. Gene Ontology annotation, cellular component: endoplasmic reticulum. Gene Ontology annotation, molecular function: protein binding; procollagen-proline 3-dioxygenase activity; L-ascorbic acid binding. Bases 758 to 3310 code for a protein of 850 amino acids. Gene Ontology annotation, biological process: collagen metabolic process. Lineage: Eukaryota; Metazoa; Chordata; Actinopteri; Gobiiformes; Gobiidae.